Molecule: messenger RNA, 1020 nt
Organism: Coprinopsis cinerea okayama7#130
Lineage: Eukaryota; Fungi; Basidiomycota; Agaricomycetes; Agaricales; Psathyrellaceae
Product: proteasome regulatory subunit 12
Exons: 4
Coding region: 1-1020 (339 amino acids)
Biological process (GO): proteasome-mediated ubiquitin-dependent protein catabolic process
Cellular component (GO): proteasome regulatory particle; proteasome complex
Molecular function (GO): metallopeptidase activity; protein binding
Source: RefSeq, a predicted model, not a curated record
AUGGUAGCGACGACGACAGAACAAUUGACCGCUUUGGCUGGUACCACAGUCAUCGUACACCCACUAGUUCUACUAUCAGUAACAGACCACCACGCCCGGUCAAACCAACGGACAUCGAAUAAGCGUGUUAUCGGUGUCCUUCUGGGUCAGGACAACGGCAAGACCAUCAACGUCGCAAACUCCUUUGGCAUCCCUUUCGAAGAAGAUGAAAAGGACAGCAAGACGUGGUUCUUGGACCACAACUAUAUCGAAGCCAUGUACGACAUGUUCAGGAAGGUCAAUGCAAAGGAACGCUUAAUCGGGUGGUACCACACCGGUCCCAAACUGCGCGCCUCGGACCAAGAAAUCAACGACCUCUUCAAGCGGUACAUCGCCCGCCCCGUGAUGGUCAUUGUCGACGUCCGCCCAGACACAGUCGGUAUCCCCACAGACGCCUACUUUGGCGUCGAAGAAAUCAAAGACGACGGAACCGAAACGCGCAAAACCUUCCUCCACGUACCAUCCGCGAUCGAGGCCGAAGAGGCUGAGGAAAUCGGCGUGGAGCACCUCCUCAGGGAUAUCAAGGAUUCUACUACGACGACGCUGGCGACUAGGGUGGCUGAGCAGCUCGCGUCCUUGCAGGGCCUGCAGUCGAGGGUAUCGGAUAUCCAGAAGUACUUGGUGCAGGUGGCCAAGGGUGAGGUACCGAUAAACCAUCAAGUCAUCUACCAUCUCCAGGAUGCGCUCAACUUGCUGCCGGAUUUGGAUGGGGACAAGGAACUGACGCAGGGCUUUGCGGCGAGCACGAAUGACCAGAUGUUGGUGGUUUAUUUGAGCAGUUUGUUGAGGGCGGUUAUUGCGCUGCAUGCGUUGGUGGACAACAAGGAGACGAUUGGCAGAGCAGAGUUGGAGGAGGGUGAGGGGAAGAAUAAGGAUAAGACGAAGGAUGGGAAGGAGAAGGAGAAAGAAAAGGGGAAGGACGAGAAGAAGGACGAUUCGAAGGAGGGUGAGGCGAAGAAGGAUGAAGAGAAGAAGCCUUGA